CCAGAGCAAAGGGCGCCACCCCCAGCGGGGCACGGACAGCGCGGUGGUUGGGUUGUGCGGCGUCCUGCUGUUCCCUCCUACGCAGGGUACUCGGGGGAAGCCGGACACUCGCUCGCCAUGUCAGCUGCGGAGGCGGGGGGUGUUUUCCGCAGAGCCCGGGGCAGGACCCUAGACGCGUUUCCCUCAGAAAAGGAAAGGGAAUGGAAAGGCCCGUUCUACUUCAUCCAAGGUGCAGACCCACAGUUCGGGCUCGUGAAGGCCUGGUCCACCGGGAACUGUGACAGCGGCGGUGACGAGUGGGGGCAGGAGAUCCGUCUGACCGAGCAAGCGGUGGAGGCCAUCAACAAGUUGAAGCCCAAACCUAGAUUCUUUGUUCUCUGCGGAGACCUCGUCCACGCCAUGCCAGGGACGCCCUGGCGGAAGGAGCAGACGGCGGACCUGCAGCGGGUGCUGGCGCGCCUGGACCCCGACAUCCCGCUGGUGCCCGUCAGCGGCAACCACGACCUGGGCAACGUCCCCACGCCGGAGACCGUGGCGGAGUUCCAGCGGACCUGGGGCGACGACUACUUCAGCUUCUGGGUCGGGGGCGUCCUGUGCCUCGUGCUCAACUCCCAGUUCUGGCACGACGCCUCCGGGUGCCCCGCCCUGAAGCAGGCGCAGGACCGGUGGCUGGAGCAGCAGCUGAGCGCGGCGGGGCAGCGCCGGUGCCGGCACGCCAUCGUCUUCCAGCACAUCCCGCUGUUCCUCCAGAGCGUCGAGGAGGACGACGACUACUUCAACCUCACCAAGGCCGUGCGCCGGGAGCUGGCCGACAAGCUCGUCCGAGCAGGUGUCACUGCUGUGUUCUCAGGCCACUACCACAGGAAUGCCGGGGGCACCUACCAGAACCUGGACAUGGUGGUUUCGUCUGCCAUCGGAUGCCAGCUGGGCCAGGACACCCACGGGCUCCGAGUGGUUGUGGUCACCGCCGAGAAAAUUGUUCACCGGUACUACAGCUUGGAUGAGCUGAGUGAGAAGGGGAUAGAAGAGGACCUCCUGGACCUGAUGAGGGAAAAGUGAUGGCCGCUGGAGACCGCUCUUCCCCUGGUUUUCUGCUUUGCCAGAAGCAGCAGCUGCGCCCCCCAACCCUUGUUGAAACACAAAAGUACUCCAGAUUCAUCUGUGGAUUUAUGUCCUUUUGCAUAAAUCAGGGAGCUGGGCCCUCACCUCCUGUCCUAAAUUAUAGUCACAGGAGAGCUGCCCUCACUUUAAAAAUGGGAGGAGUUGGGGGAGCUUGAAAAUAAAAGAAUAAAUGAUACUAGCCUCUCUCA
Messenger RNA from Suricata suricatta (meerkat), 1310 nucleotides. RefSeq names its product calcineurin like phosphoesterase domain containing 1 (gene CPPED1). Lineage: Eukaryota; Metazoa; Chordata; Mammalia; Carnivora; Herpestidae. The transcript has 4 exons. Bases 118 to 1059 code for a protein of 313 amino acids. The record is from RefSeq and is a predicted model, not a curated record. Gene Ontology annotation, molecular function: hydrolase activity.